AUGCCAGGUGUUUUGAAUAGCAUCUGUGCUGCUCUAGCAACUCGUUACUCAACUCCAGUAACCCAAAUUAGAAAGCAUGUAAAGACAGCUACAAUCACAGAGUGGGCUAAGGUUCAAUGUGUUGACUCUGAUGAGGGUGAUACAGCCAGUCAUCAUCUUUGCUCUGCAAAGUUUCUGAGGACUCGCAUGAUGGAAGUUUUGCACAGUUUGAAUCAUAUGUAG
Molecule: messenger RNA, 222 nt
Organism: Laccaria bicolor S238N-H82
Lineage: Eukaryota; Fungi; Basidiomycota; Agaricomycetes; Agaricales; Hydnangiaceae
Exons: 2
Coding region: 1-222 (73 amino acids)
Source: RefSeq, a predicted model, not a curated record